Messenger RNA from Melospiza melodia melodia, 1456 nucleotides. It is a transcript of the gene FAM204A, whose product is annotated as family with sequence similarity 204 member A. The coding region runs from base 437 to 1144 and encodes 235 amino acids. The transcript is spliced from 8 exons. The record is from RefSeq and is a predicted model, not a curated record. Lineage: Eukaryota; Metazoa; Chordata; Aves; Passeriformes; Passerellidae.
CCAGGUAAACACGGCCGCGGGCGGCGGCGCUGAGGGGGCUCCGCGGGCACCGGGGCACGGCGAGAGCCCGCUGCCUUCCCCCGGCCGGCCUUGAGCCGCGUUUCUCUUCGGCUCCCCUCACUUCCCCGGCCUGCCGCCUCCCCGCACCGGCUCUCCCCUGCCGGGGCCCGGGAAGGGGAGGCGGCUCUGCGGUCCCGGGAAGUUGCCCCUGAGGAGGCACCGGAGGCGUUUGCUGCAGUGUCGCCCCUAAACUAAAAGGAGCUGUAAGCAAACGCAUAGGGGCACAACUUUAAAGGACGAGGAGUGGUGAAAAUAGUAGUCUCAGCCUCUGUGAUCAAGUUGUCUUCUUUCUGCAAUAGUUGUUUUUGUGUUGGGAUGGGUAACCUGGUGUCUUUGCAGUGACUUGAAAUAGUUUGGACUUUAUAUAAACUGGAAGAUGUGGAGUGGGCUGUUGCCUCCAGGACUGAAUGAAAGUGAUGUUGAUCUGAGUUCUGAUGAUGGAGACGAAUCACCUGAUUCCUGUUCAAAGCAAGAGGCAAAAGAAGAUACUGAAAGAGUUCAGGGGACUGGACAAGAAAGUAAUGGCAGCAGUGAACCUCUUGUACCAGUGGCAGAUGAAGAAGGUGAAUUUCAAACGUGCCCUCCUGGAGUUUCUGUAAAUAUCUGGAAUAAAUUUGUGGAGCUUCAGAAGAAACACCAGGAAAUGAAAAUGCAAGUGAGAGAGGAAAACAGAUGCCGAAAAAGAAAGCGCCGCCGAAAAGCAAAGCAGAGAAAGAGCGAUGAAGUGGCUCAGAGUCAGCAGUUGGAAAAUGAAGACAAAUGGAAGGAACUUACACAAUACUUUGGAAUCAAUGAUAGAUUUGAAUCACCUGUGGACAGCAGGGCUCCACAAAAGUCUGGCCUGGAACUGAGCAUAGAGAAGUGUGUGGCUGAAGGUGACAUUGCCAAGGCUGAGGAGCUGAGUGACAGAUUGGCCACUCGUGAGCUUGGUGUGAAAAUUGCCAAAGCUGCCGCUUGCCGCAACUUUGUAAAAGCCAAGCAAGAAGCAGAGGCUGCCCAGGAAGCUCAAAAGAAAAAGAAGCUUGCUUGGGGAUUUGAAGCCAAGAAAAGAUGGGAAACAAAAAGCAACAUGGGAUACAUGUAGUCCAUCCUGUUUUCUUCAGGAGUCGAAUACCUGUUGUUACUUGAAGAAUUUUUGUGGGCACCUUAUUAAAUCUAAACAUAAAACCCCCCAGAACACAACACAUCAAAUGCUUAGUAUUUAUAUUAAUGUUUUUAAACUGCACUGUCUUGUUUUGUCACUCUCUUAUAAAUAAUACAGCAAAAAUACUAUCUAAAUAUCAAUACUGGGUUAAACUUUCCUCCUUGAUAUGAAACUUAAAGAUAAUACAUUUCAGGAUGAAUUUGGAGUCUGGCAGAGAAUUCUCUGAAGUUGAAAUAAAAUUCUUGGUCCAAA